UCGUCUCGUAACAACCCUCCUCACACCACACCCUCUGCCAUCUAUCUGUUCUCUUCUUUUUUCCUCAGUUUCGGUAUUCUGUCUUCAUCAUACCAGACACUCCUUUAACAUCUCAAUUCUUGGUUACCAUCUUCUCACAACUCCGGAUCUUCAACCAGUAAUUUCAGAUCUGUUUGUCUUCAUGUGAAAAAUACCCCAAAUCCGUUUUGUUUCAUUUGGAUAUAUACCAUCUUUUCUAUUUCUCUAUUCAGGCACUUGUAACAGAAUCUGGACGCUCAAAUAAGACUUCUCACAAGUUUAACUCAAUUAAAACUAUAGGAGAAAAAGAAGCACACACCUUUCACCUUCCUAUUGCUUUUAGUUUUUAUUUUCUUUUCGUGAACAAUGUCGAAUGCUUUGUCGUUCACGCUCCCUGUUCUAAACAACCCUCAAAUAAAAGCUUUCAAUAACCCUAACAAAGCGCGUCUGCGUCUGAGAGGUAGGGUUGCGCGAUGCUCUGCCUCUACUGUAGAGAAGAAAAGGUUGUUCGGCACACAGGUGCGGUCGAGUGGGUUCCGGAUCGGGUUGCUGCAAUCAGGGCGGUUGCCAAAAUGGAGGGUGGCAGUCCGGUCAGCAUUCUCCACGGUGCCGGAGAAGCCGCUGGGGCUGUAUGAUCCGGCUAUGGACAAGGACUCGUGCGGGGUGGGGUUCGUGGCGGAGUUGUCGGGAGAGUGUAACCGCAGAACGGUAACUGACGCGCUGGAAAUGUUGGUGAGGAUGACGCACAGAGGUGCUUGCGGAUGCGAAGCCAACACUGGAGAUGGUGCUGGAAUUCUUGUUUCUCUGCCUCAUGUCUUUUACCAGGAGGUUGUGGAUUUUGAGCUUCCUCCCCAAGGAAAAUAUGCAGUUGGCAUGUUUUUCUUGCCAAAGUCUGAAAAUCGAAGGGAGGAAAGCAAAAGAACAUUUAACAAGGUUGCUGAAUCUCUGGGGCACACUGUUCUUGGUUGGCGGUCUGUACCCACUGAUAACACAGAAUUGGGCAAAUCAGCCCUACAGACCGAACCAGUGAUUGAACAGGUGUUUCUCACGCCAAGUGCUCAAUCAAAUGUCGAUUUGGAAAGACAGAUGUACAUAUUAAGGAAGCUCAGCAUGGCAGCUAUUACAUCUGCAUUAAACCUCCAAAAUGACGGCAUUACUGAUUUCUAUAUCUGUUCACUUUCAUCAAGGACUGUUGUUUACAAAGGUCAGCUAACACCAGCUCAGUUGAGGGAUUAUUACUUUGCUGAUCUUGGCAAUGAAAGGUUUACGAGCUACAUGGCCCUGAUACAUUCACGGUUUUCUACAAAUACUUUUCCUAGCUGGGAUCGUGCUCAACCAAUGCGUGUAUUAGGACACAAUGGCGAAAUCAACACACUCAGAGGCAAUGUUAAUUGGAUGAAGGCACGUGAGGGUUUACUAAAAUGCAAGGAGCUUGGUUUAUCAGAGAGUGAAUUAAAGAAGCUUUUGCCCAUUGUGGAUGCAAAUUCAUCAGAUUCAGGAGCUUUUGAUGGUGUGCUUGAGUUUUUGCUUCAUUCAGGAAAAAGUCUUCCUGAAGCUGUUAUGAUGAUGAUUCCUGAAGCAUGGCAAAAUGACAAGAACAUGGAUUCUCAGCGUAAAGCAUUUUAUGAAUACUUCUCAGCUCUCAUGGAGCCAUGGGAUGGGCCAGCUCUUAUAUCAUUUACCGAUGGUCACUACCUUGGAGCUACAUUGGAUAGGAAUGGACUGCGACCAGGCCGUUUCUAUGUCACUCAUAGUGGACGAGUUAUAAUGGCAAGUGAAGUUGGGGUUGUUGACAUUCCACCAGAAGAUAUAUGUAGGAAAGGUAGACUAAAUCCUGGCAUGAUGCUUCUGGUUGAUUUUGAGAAGCAUGCAGUUGUAAAUGAUGAUGCCUUAAAAGAGCAGUACUCAUUGGCAAGACCUUAUGAGGAUUGGCUCAAAAAUCAGAAAAUUGAACUCAAAGACAUUGUUGAUUCUGUUCCUAAAUCUGGAAGAGUACCACCACCCAUAGCAGGAGUGACUACACCAUCCAAUGAUGACGUAGAUAUGGUAAAUAUGGGCAUCCAUGGCUUACUGGCUCCAUUGAAAGCUUUUGGAUAUUCAGUUGAAUCAUUGGAAAUGCUGUUACUUCCUAUGGCCAAGGAUGGGGUAGAAGCCCUUGGGUCAAUGGGAAAUGAUACACCACUAGCUGUCAUGUCUAAUAGAGAGAAACUUACUUUUGAAUAUUUCAAGCAAAUGUUUGCUCAAGUGACAAACCCUCCUAUUGAUCCNGUAGAGUUCAUUUUUUUUUUNGGACUUAUCAGUCCACCACCCCAUCAUGAUAUUUAUUCAAUUGAAGACCUUGCCCAACUAAUUCAUGAUCUGAAGAAUGCCAACCCAACUGCUCGGAUUAGUGUGAAGUUGGUAUCUGAAGCUGGGGUGGGAAUUAUUGCUAGUGGAGUUGUUAAAGGCCAUGCCGACCAUGUGUUGAUCUCAGGUCAUGAUGGAGGUACUGGGGCAUCCAGAUGGACUGGCAUAAAGAAUGCUGGGCUUCCUUGGGAACUUGGCCUGGCUGAGACCCACCAGACUUUGGUUGCUAAUGAUCUACGUGGUCGCACAGUCCUCCAAACUGACGGGCAACUAAAAACAGGGAGAGAUGUGGCCAUAGCUACUCUGCUUGGUGCAGAAGAGUUUGGCUUCAGUACUGCUCCGCUUAUUACUCUUGGAUGCAUCAUGAUGCGGAAAUGCCACAAGAACACUUGUCCAGUCGGCAUUGCUACUCAAGAUCCCGUGCUCAGAGAAAAGUUUGCUGGUGAACCCGAGCAUGUUAUCAACUUCUUUUUUAUGGUGGCAGAAGAAAUGAGAGAAAUUAUGUCCCAGCUUGGGUUUAGGACAGUUAAUGAGAUGGUUGGUCGAUCUGAUAUGCUUGAAGUUGAUAAGGAAGUCAUUAAGAGCAACGAGAAACUAGAGAACAUUGAUCUCUCUCUGCUGCUUAGACCUGCAGCUGAAUUGCGGCCAGAAGCUGCUCAAUAUUGUGUGCAAAAACAAGAUCAUGGUUUGGACAAUGCCUUGGAUAACAAGCUCAUAAGUCUGUCUAAUGCUGCUUUGGAAAAGGGUCUCCCUGUAUACAUUGAGACUCCAAUCUAUAAUGUAAACCGUGCAGUGGGAACCAUGCUUAGCCAUGAGGUGACUAAACGUUACCACCUAGCUGGUCUUCCAAACGACACCAUUCAUAUCAGAUUUACUGGUAGUGCAGGCCAGAGUUUUGGUGCAUUCCUCUGUCCUGGUAUCACUUUGGAACUUGAAGGUGAUAGUAAUGACUAUGUUGGUAAAGGAUUAUCCGGUGGCAAGAUUGUUGUGUAUCCUCCAAAAGGAAGUAAUUUUGACCCUAAGGAGAACAUCGUGAUCGGUAAUGUGGCGCUCUAUGGGGCCACUCGAGGGGAAGCUUACUUCAAUGGAAUGGCAGCGGAAAGAUUUUGUGUCCGUAAUUCUGGGGCUACGGCUGUUGUGGAAGGUGUUGGUGAUCACGGGUGUGAGUACAUGACUGGCGGAACUGUUGUUGUGCUUGGGGAAACUGGUAGAAAUUUUGCUGCAGGUAUGAGUGGUGGGAUUGCUUAUGUUCUAGAUCUGGAUGGAAAAUUCCAAUCUCGGUGCAACUUGGAACUAGUAGAUCUGGACAAGGUUGAAGAGGAAGAGGACAUUUAUACUCUUAGAAUGUUGAUACAGCAGCAUCAGCGUCACACAAAUAGUCAGCUUGCCAAAGAAGUGCUUGAUGAUUUUGAGAAUCUUCUUCCUAAAUUUAUCAAGGUAUUCCCUCGGGAGUAUAAACGCGCUCUAGCUAGUGUGAAGUCAGAGGAAGCCUCCAAAGAUGAAGCAAAAGAUGCCGAAGACCAAGAUGAUGAAGCACAAGCGGUAGAGAAAGAUGCUUUUGAAGAACUUAAGAAACUGGCAACUGCAUCUUUGAAUGAGAAACAGAGUCAGGCUGAGGCGCCCAAGAGGCCAAGUAGAGUCAGUGAUGCCAUUAAGCAUAGAGGUUUUGUUGCAUAUGAGCGCGAGGGUGUUCAGUAUAGGGAUCCUAAUGUUCGCAUGACAGAUUGGAAGGAAGUGAUGGAGGAGACAAAGCCUGGUCCCCUGUUGAAAACACAGUCAGCCCGUUGCAUGGACUGUGGUACCCCUUUCUGUCAUCAGGAAAAUUCGGGAUGCCCUCUUGGAAAUAAAAUACCAGAGUUUAAUGAGCUAGUAUACCAAAAUAGGUGGAAGGAAGCAUUAGAGAGGCUUCUUGAAACAAAUAACUUUCCAGAGUUUACUGGUAGGGUAUGCCCAGCACCUUGUGAAGGUUCUUGUGUCCUUGGUAUUAUUGAGAAUCCCGUGUCUAUUAAAAGCAUUGAAUGUGCCAUCAUAGAUAAGGCUUUUGAGGAGGGUUGGAUGGUGCCACGACCUCCAGUCAAGAGAACUGGGAAAAGAGUAGCCAUCGUUGGAAGUGGACCAGCAGGUUUGGCAGCUGCUGAUCAGCUAAAUAAAAUGGGUCAUACGGUAACAGUGUAUGAAAGAGCUGAUAGGAUUGGAGGGCUUAUGAUGUAUGGGGUCCCCAACAUGAAAUCUGACAAAGUGGACGUAGUUCAACGACGAGUGAAUCUUAUGGCCGAGGAGGGAGUAGAUUUUGUGGUGAAUGCUAAUGUUGGACAUGACCCUUUAUACUCUUAUGAUCGGCUUCGGGAGGAAAAUGAUGCCAUUGUCUUGGCUGUAGGAUCUACAAAACCAAGGGAUCUUCCUGUACCUGGGCGGGAGCUGUCAGGAGUUCAUUUUGCCAUGGAGUUUCUUCAUGCAAAUACUAAAAGCUUGCUUGAUAGUAAUCUCGCGGAUGGUAACUACAUUUCAGCCAAGGACAAGAAAGUUGUGGUCAUUGGUGGAGGUGACACUGGCACAGAUUGCAUAGGAACAUCCAUUCGUCAUGGUUGUAGUAGCAUUGUAAAUCUUGAACUCCUUCCUCAGCCCCCACCAACUAGGGCUCCUGGCAACCCAUGGCCUCAGUGGCCUCGCAUAUUCCGAGUAGAUUACGGUCAC
This is a messenger RNA of Vigna umbellata (rice bean), 5058 nucleotides long. The record is from RefSeq and is a predicted model, not a curated record. Lineage: Eukaryota; Viridiplantae; Streptophyta; Magnoliopsida; Fabales; Fabaceae.